Vitis riparia (riverbank grape) is the source of this 3563-nucleotide messenger RNA. RefSeq names its product G-type lectin S-receptor-like serine/threonine-protein kinase SD3-1. Gene Ontology annotation, biological process: protein phosphorylation; recognition of pollen. Bases 1120 to 3399 code for a protein of 759 amino acids. The transcript has a single exon. Gene Ontology annotation, molecular function: protein serine/threonine kinase activity; ATP binding. The record is from RefSeq and is a predicted model, not a curated record. Lineage: Eukaryota; Viridiplantae; Streptophyta; Magnoliopsida; Vitales; Vitaceae.
GCCAGAAAAAAAAUCUCCGUUCGCACUCUUUGAACGCUCUCUUGAUUUUUCCGGGGGCCGUCUGUCCGCUUCGCCGACGAAAUUGACGGUGGGUCGAGUCUCCAGUUUACCCGAAGACGCAUUCUCUCAACCACUUGUCUUUUCACACAUCAAUUUCUUUUAUUCAUCCACAUUCAAGUCUUCCCAUUUAAGAAGUGAACCUAACAGUGCGACCUAUCUAUUUUCUCUUUCAUUUUCUCUCACUUUCUCGGCGGCCCUUUUUGGUACUUCUUUGAAACUACUGUUUCUGCCAUUCCAUUCGGAAGACUGGAAAAAAAGAGCUGACGUUUGAUGAUAAACGGUGGUGAUUUAUUUUUAUUUUUUUGGGUUGAACUUAAUAUUGAGAUGGGGUUGAUGGGUGGUAUUAUUUCCAGGGGUCUCAUCUGAAAGUGAUUUGCAGCGCCAUAAUUGGCCUAAAUUGGGACCCAUGUGCGCCUAAGUUUCAAUUCAACACCCAAUCUCUUAUCCUCCUGAAACGUGAGAAAGAGGAGGGAAAAAAAAGAAAAAAAGAAAAACUUCUCAUUAUGCUUUGAAUUGAACUCAUGGUAGACAAAUUCUCAAUAUUUUAAGGUGCUUUUUCCAUGAUUCAUCAAGAGUUCGUUGAUUUCUGGUUGUAAAAGGUGAAAAUGGAUAUUUCUAACGUAGCCGCAGGCGACAUUCAAUGUCGGCUUCUUGAAUUUCUAGGGUUUUGACUGUCUUUUUUCCAGGUACCCAAUUCUGAAUACUCAUACUCAUUUCAUUGUUGAAUCGUAUGUGGUUCAACUUGAAUGUAUGUUGCCACUUGUUAUUAUUCACCUGAUUUCGCCUAAUAUAUUGACAUUAGGCUUUAUAAUGUUGGUAUUCGUUGAGAUUUUGUGAGGUUUGGGAGUGGUCGGUACCGUUGAUUUCUUAUUAUCUGUCGUAAUCCUUGGUUUUCAAAACCUAGACUUCUGCAACUUUUUCUCCUGAUUGUUCAUCACAAUUACCAAAAUGGGAUUCAAUGGGUUCCAUAUCCACAUAUGAUGUCCAGAAGUUGGGAGUUUUUCUUUGUUGGUUCUUGUUGUUGGCCUCUCUAAGAACAUUCAUACAGCUGAACAAACCAUGUUUCUCUGUAAUUCACCUUCACUAGUCUGCUUUUCUAUUGGGUUCUUGCUUUUUGGGGUUGCUGUUUCACAAAUUUCAUUGGGUUCUAAGCUCUCUGUAGUGGAAAACGACUUCUGGGUCUCCUCCAAUGGGGAUUUUGCUUGUGGGUUCUUCAACAAUUUGAAUCAGCCUAACCAGUAUCAAAUCGGGAUUCGGUUCAAUUCAAAGUCUAUUCCGGAUGGGGAACAGACUGUAGUCUGGGUUGCAGGGGCCAAUGUCAGGGUCAGUAAUAAGUCAUAUUUUGAGUUUACUCAUGGUGGAGAACUGGUUCUGUUUGAUUCCUUGCAGGGAGUCACUGUAUGGACCAGCAAAACAAGCCAUCUAUCUGUUGCUUCAGCUGCUCUCGGUGACAAUGGCAAUUUGGUGCUGAUGAACAGUAGCAAAGGUGUGGUCUGGCAAAGUUUUGAUACUCCUGCCGACACGCUGCUCCCUGGCCAGAUCUUAUCUGCUUCUCAAACACUUCGGCCCUUGAGCAAGAGUUCUGUUUCAAGUUACUAUGAUCUUCAAUUGAAUGUUCAGGGUCGGUUGCAACUUAGGUGGGAAACCAAUAUCUCUUAUUGGACAGUUGGAGGCCAGUCUGGUUCGAAUCUUAGUGCUGUCCUCACAUCUGAUGGAGCACUGCAACUUCUUGAUCGAAGAUCAAAGUCUGUUUGGUCUGUGUUUGGAGAAGAUCAUGAUGACCCCCUUGUGAAAUUCAGGUUUCUUAGGCUAGAUGCUGAUGGCAAUCUCCGAUUAUAUUCGUGGGCAAAAGCUUUGAGGUCAUGGAAAUCAGUAUGGCAAGCUGUUGAGAACCAAUGCAACGUUUUUGCAACGUGCUACCUCUCUGGUGUCUGUCUUUUCAAUGCAUCAGGCUCCCAUGUUUGCAAAUGCCCAUUUACGUCUACAGCCGAGUCUAGCUCUGAAUGUUUGGUUCCUAGCCAACUGGGGUGUGAUUCUGGUUCCACCCUGGUUACCUAUGAUCAUACCUUUCUGUAUGGGAUUUACCCACCAAAUGAUUCAGUUUCGAUAAUUAGUUUGGAGCAGUGCAAAACCUUGUGCCUAAACGAUCCAUCUUGCACAGCAGUAUCCUUUACAAAUGAUGGAAUUGCACAAUGCCACACAAGGAAAACCAGAUUUAUCACCGGAUAUUCAGACCCCGCUGUGGGUUCAAUAUCUUUUGUUAAGAUGUGUUUGGACCCAGUUGCUGCUUUUCCUAAUCUCUCAAUAUCCUCCCCACCUCAAUCUCGGCUCAAAAGAUCUUAUGCUUUUAGCGGUCAGUGUCUAAUCGGGGCGCUUUCAGGUACACUUGUAACAUUCGUUACAAUUCAGUUGGGAAUUGGCUUCUGCUUCUACAAGAGAAGAAACUUUUACAGGAAGCAAGCUGCUUUAGCCUUAAGGGACCCUAACUCACAAGUCUUGCUCAUGUUAUCCUACAAUGAAAUCAUGGAUCUGACUGGGAAUUUUGGGCACCACCUCGGGCCAAUGGUGUUUAAAGGCAUGCUUCCAAACGAUCAGCCAGUUGCAGUCAAAGGCCUGAAAACUUCCAUAGAAGAAAGGAAGUUCCGAGCUUCAGUUUCAAGGAUUGGAGGCAUUCAUCAGAAAAACCUAGCAAAGCUAGAGGGCUACUGUUGUGAAUCAGACCACAGAUUUUUAGUCUACGAAUUCGUUGAAAACGGUUCUGUAGAUCACUGCAUACAAGAUCCUAAGCUGAGCAGAAGGCUAACUUGGAGGAAGAGAAUCGACAUAUGCUUGAGUGUGGCCAGAGCCAUUUCCUAUCUGCACGCUGAGUGUAGGGAGUUUGUAAGCCAUGGGAAUUUGAAAUGUGAAAACGUGCUUUUAGAUGAAAACCUUGAUGCCAAGGUGACCGAAUUUGGACUAGGGAGGCUUCACAGCGAUACCUUAGAUGAAUCUGCAGAGAAUGAUGUGGAAGGUUUUGGGAAGAUGAUGGUAAUAUUAGUAACCGGUCAAACAGAAGCCGACGAUGUUUGCGAGUGGGCUUAUAAGGAAUGGAUCUCUGGGCAUGCAGAAGGGAUUGUGGAUGAAAGAAUAGAAGGUGGGGUGGAUUCAGAAGAGGUGGAGCGCCUGCUGAGACUUGCAUUUUGGUGCCUGCAAGUCGACAAACGCUUCAGACCUUCAAUGGGCGAGGUGGUGAAGGUGUUUGAGGGCACCUUGACUGUGGACCGCCCUCCACCUCCUUUCCUUUGCCGGAUGCCACUGGAAGAAGAAGAAGAAGACUACGACGAAGAAAAAGACAACUAACCGGACUCAGACCCAGGACCAUAGUCCAUAAUAGAACCCAAGUGAAUGUAGAGAUUAAUUCAUUUAAUUCAAUUGUUCCUCCUUGUAUAGUAGCAGUAACCGUUGAGGUUUGAAAUCAAAUGCAGUAUGCCAUCGCUCUAGUACUAUGAGCUCUAUUUGUUAUC